This is a messenger RNA of Condylura cristata (star-nosed mole), 1061 nucleotides long. RefSeq names its product nyctalopin (gene NYX). The coding region runs from base 1 to 966 and encodes 321 amino acids. The record is from RefSeq and is a predicted model, not a curated record. The transcript is spliced from 4 exons. Gene Ontology annotation, molecular function: protein binding. Lineage: Eukaryota; Metazoa; Chordata; Mammalia; Eulipotyphla; Talpidae.
AUGGAUGGCGCUGUCUAUCCUUGGGAUGGACCAAGAAUGGAGCGGGCAGAGUAUUCAGAGGUCCCAGGUAGGGAGCCCGCAGUGGGGUGGUUCUACACCACCAGGUGUGUGAAAGACUGCAGGAUGCUGGCUCUGUCGCUGCUUGCGCUGUUUCUCGGCCUGCCCAGUGCCCGGGCCUUGGCCACGGAGGCCUGCACUCGCGCCUGCCCGGCCACCUGCACCUGCAGCGGCGUGGACGGCGGCUGCUCGGUGCGCUGCGACCGCGCGGGCCUCCUGCAGGUGCCCGCCGAGUUCCCGUGCGCGGCAGCCACCAUCGACCUGGACCGGAACGGCCUGCGCUUCCUGGGCGAGCGGGCCUUCGGCACGCUGCCGUCGCUGCGCCGCCUGUCGCUGCGCCACAACAACCUGUCCUUCAUCACGCCGGGCGCCUUCAAGGGCCUGCCGCGCUUGGCCGAGCUGCGCCUGGCGCACAACGGCGACCUGCGCUACCUCCACGCGCGCACCUUCCUCGGCCGCCUCUUUCUCUUCCGCAACCCCUGGUGCUGCGACUGCCGCCUCGAGUGGCUGCGGGGCUGGAUGGAGAGCUUGGGGCGCGUCGCCGACGUGCCGUGCGCCUCCCCGGGCUCCGUGGCCGGCCUGGACCUCAGCGAGGUGGCCUUCGGGCGCUCUUCCAGUGGCCUCUGUGUGGACCCCGAGGAGCUGAAGCUCACAGCGCCCAGUUCAGGCCGGUCCCCAGAGCCGGCAGCCACCACGGUGAGCAGGUUCAGCAGCCUCCUCUACAAGCUCCUGGCUUCGAGGGCCCUAGCGGAGGAUGUGGCCAACACCACUGCAGGGCCCGUCAACGCCUCGCUGUCCAGCGGCCUUCCCUCCGGUGGGCUGGGAGGCUUGGGCCGUCAGACUGCGUUUCUCGUGGGUUCUAGUCUCCUGUUUGUGUGGUCCAGCAUGGGGUGUUUGCCCUGCAGGUAGACUGACCCUACCACACUGGGGUGCCUUGGGCAGUGGAGGAGUUUAGCUAACUGGGCUUGGGGUGUCUGUGGAGGGGGAAGAGGGGAACAGGUUGG